This is a messenger RNA of Diachasmimorpha longicaudata, 9169 nucleotides long. RefSeq names its product protein tramtrack, alpha isoform-like (gene ttk). Gene Ontology annotation, molecular function: protein binding. Lineage: Eukaryota; Metazoa; Arthropoda; Insecta; Hymenoptera; Braconidae. The transcript is spliced from 4 exons. Gene Ontology annotation, biological process: regulation of transcription by RNA polymerase II. The record is from RefSeq and is a predicted model, not a curated record. Gene Ontology annotation, cellular component: nucleus. Bases 315 to 1778 code for a protein of 487 amino acids.
UGGCGCGCGGGUUGCGUGCAACAACUUCGAGGAAACGAAGGCGUACAAAACAAUAUAUAUAUUUUUUUUUCUGUUCAAGUGAAGUGACGGAGUGAUUUUAUUUUUAUUUUGUGAAAUAUCCUGCCUGUUUUCGUGGCUUAUUUCGAGGAACUCAGGUCACUCGGUAGAGGUACGUGAUAGCCCUGGCCGAUGAAGAUACAAGUGAGGACAGUUUUUCGCAGCAUCAGUAGAAACAUUAGGAUAAAUUGUGGACAGGCCGUGGUUAGCGCGGAAGGGCGUAAGCAACGGCAAUUGCGCAAAAGAUUAGAGGUCUCAUGUUAGCGGACAUUAACGGUAACCUGGCGGAUCUGAGAAGCGAAGCGAUGGCGUCGCAGAGGUUCUGUCUGCGCUGGAACAACCAUCAGAGCAAUUUACUGUCUGUAUUCGAUCAGCUGCUCCAUGACGAGGCCUUCGUUGAUGUGACACUUGCUGUCGAGGGACAGUUACUUAAAGCACACAAGAUGGUGCUGUCAGCGUGCAGUCCAUACUUUCAGGCCCUAUUCGUUGGUCACCCAGACAAACAUCCAAUAGUAAUUCUAAAAGACGUACCCUACGUUGACAUGCGCAGCCUCCUUGACUUCAUGUAUCGUGGCGAAGUGUCAGUUGAUCAAGAACGUCUAACAGCAUUUCUGAGGGUUGCCGAGUCCCUCAGGAUAAAAGGCCUGACCGAAGUUAACGAGGACAAAUGUGAUUUACCAAGUAUAACAUCCUCACUACUUGGCAAUCAAAACACAGUACCUCCACCACCACCAAACUUACAUAGAAUAAACCAAAUUGGGCCUCACAAUGUAUCACACAAGAGGUUCCAUCAUAUGUCGAGUCAUCCAUUAUUGGGCUCGGCAUUGACAGCUCCAAAGAGAAAACGUGGUAGGCCACGAAAAUUGAGUGGCUCAUCUGAUACACCAAUGGGUGAGGGUUCACGUGAGGAUUUGCAAACAUGCUCAUCCGAUCUUGUACAGGGCUCACCAGAAAUGAUGGAAAUGAAAAUGGGCAUUGAUUUUCAAAGUGAAGCAAGCACUGGUGCUAAUACUAGUGGCAAUGGUAAUGCUAAUAACAGUGGUAGUCAUUCGGCAAAUUCAACACCAGGACCAAUGAGAAGUAAGGAGAGUGAACCUGUUGAGAAUGGUGAGCGUGAUACACCAGAGCCUGCUAUACCAAGAAUCAAGAAAGAGCCAGAGCCAACGCCAAGUACCUCAGCGCAGGACGCCGAGGAGUCAUCAUCAACGAGUGGUGACAAUUCACCAGCUCACAUACGCAUUAACUUUGAACGUUGCUUUCGCAAUGAAUACAGUGCAACAAAUCUACAAACAGGUAACACCAAAGGAACAACAUCACAGGAUGAUAACAAUUCUGACAAUGAGUCUGAACAAAAACCAACAAAGGAACAACUGAGCAGUGCCAUAUAUAAUCUCGUUGCUGGUGAAUCUGAGAUAAGUCAGAGUGAUUUCGAGGGUACAUUUAAAGUUGAGAAUGAAAGAACUGAGGGCUCUGUACGUGAUUUUUGCGUUAAAGAGGGUGAUGUUUACAGAUGUACAGUAUGCCAUCGUACAUACACACAUAUUAGUAAUUUUUGCCGUCAUUAUGUUACAUCACACAAGCCAAACGUCAAGUACUAUCCUUGUCCAGUUUGUUUCAAGGAGUUUACCCGUAAGGAUAAUAUGGUGGCCCAUGUCAAGAUUAUUCAUAGCUUGAAGCCACAGAUGAGUCUUGGUAGUGCGAGUAUGGGACAACAGCGGUAGGCAACGGGUUACCUGUACAAUCUUUUCGUGGGGUUUUUAUCACAGUCGAUGUAGCAUAGGUAGUUAGGUAGUUUUUCCAACACCUCAUGUCGAUGAAGGGAGGGAAGGAGGGCUGGUUUAUCUUUCGUUUUUUGUUUGAAGAUAUUUUUUUUUUUGUUUGUUCUGAGAAUUAACGCCGCGUUUGAAGCUUUUUUUUAUGAUUUUUAUUUGUUGACAGCCGGAAUUUAAUGAUGACUUUUCAUCCGGAUUUAUCGGUACUGAGUGGUUAUUUAAUUGGGAGCCGUUGGGUUUUGUCUUCGUAUCGAUUUCUUGUGGGGAUUUUUUUCAGUUUGUGAGGGAAAAAUCAUUUUGUGGGUUUUUAAUUGAAAUUUAUCCAGACGAAACGUUCAAGGUUGGAAGGUUUAAUUUUUUUUAGACUAGUGAUGUCGUGGCUGCAACCGGCCCCGUUUCCUAUUGAAAUCGCGCCCUUUGCCCGCCGCUAUGACACUCAACUGCAUUCUGUCUGCCAUGACAGUUUCCAGUACAUUUUUUUUUUAACUAAAAGGACAAAUUUCUUUGCGAAGUCACAGGCGGCGUGCGAGAACAGAUUUUUCUUAGUUUAUUGUGACUGUCGAACGAUUUUCAGUGAAUAUCUCCGAAUCCUAGGAGAAUAGGAAAAUGUUCGUGGAAUACUUUUUUGUCGGCCUUGAAUCGCUACACAAAAAAGGUUUCAACGAAAAUUUCACUAUCUGCUCCAGGUCUCGAGAUAUUCAGCAAAACAGACCAACGAUCAAAAUCUCAAUUUUUUCUGUCUCAGUAAAAUGAAUUUUCUUUCGUCACCAUAAUCUUGCGGAUAAUAACUCAGAUAAGUCAACGGGCAUUAAUAAACAAAAGAGUAGAGUGAAGGAGGUUAAAUGUUAAAUGAAAACGAGCUUUACCGCCCUAGUCUUUCGGCGUACCCGAGAGUUGCGGAAUCUAUACAAAAAAAAAAAACAAAUAAAUUAAAAAUGUUAUUACUUGAUGAAAAAGAAGAUGAAAAAUUUAUAUACAAGAAACAACUGAUGAGGACCGUUGAACCUAGUUCUACGAUACGUGUGAAUUGGUUGUUGAUAACAUUUUAGAGGUUUUUAAUAUAAAAAUGAAAAAUGAACGUAGAGUUUAAUGAGCGAAUCCCAAAUGCCAGAUUUUAUUUACAAAAUAUUAAUGAAAGAGAUGAAAUCGAUAAUCAAAUGUUGCACAUACGUGAGAAGUAAUUGAUGUUUAUCCACGGUAAUGAUGAGUAAAAAAAAAUGGAGGCAUUAAUUAUUGAAGAGUAAAGGGGUAAACACGUAGACUGAGUUAAUGCAAUAUAUGUACGACCGUUCGCCAUGUUGUUGAGCCUGAUUGUCGAGGAUAUCACUGUUAUUAUAUCGUAGAGAAUUUAGUUGAGAUGUUCUACCAAUUUUAAAUAUCAAUGUCAUCGUUUCUGAUGAAUUAAGUUCAGUUGAGAGGCCUCAGGGGACUGACGUACACGAAUGGUCAUUUUGAAGUCUGAAAAAAUCCCUGGAAAUCGCAAACCAAAAAUCUCUUGUGAAUCACAAUGAGGAGACUAUUUUAACUGAAUCGCACAUAUCUCCAGUUCCACCGAUUCGAUUUCCCCAACUCAAGUCAUUUCUAAACUCUCAGAAACACCCUUCAAAAUGGGAAAUAAUUGGUUCAUUUCACUCUGCCAAUCUCGAAUUAUUGAGACCUGCUCCACCGCAGCGCAAACAUUACCAACAAGUAUCUGCAUUCUCCAGAAAUCUGAUGAGACUCAUUAGAGAUCGUUUUAACCGGAUAAUUAAUUCUGUCACGGAUAUUGAAAAAUCCGAGGAGGGGACGGCCUGCAAGGGCUGCCAUCCUGGGAACCGGAGCGUCCAGGAUGGCACCUCAGGUUGGAACAAUUAAUCCUGAAAUCACUGAUUUGUUUCAUUGGAUUUCUGCAAAAUGAACUAUUUCCUUAACUCUUUACACUCCUGGGGCCUCUCAAACCAGAAAAUAAACAUCCAGAUGAGGUAUAAUUGAUGGAAAUAUGAAACACGGGGCAUGCAAUUAUUUAAAGACUGCAGUGGGGAUGAUUGAAAAAAAAAUAAACGACACCAAAUACAAGAUAGUACUGACAUUGGAUAGACUGAAGGCACUUUAGUAAUAACUUAACCGCCGUAACCGAGCCUCAACAGCCCCUACAUUUCACGAAAGCCAAUUUCAAGGGUGCAUACGGUGAGAGGUUAGAUACAAAUCUCAAAAAAAAAAAUCGUCAAAUAAUCAAUAAACUGAAGUUGAAAAAAAAAUUGUAAAUAAACGAGAAAAUCUCACAAAUUGUAGAUUUACCCUCUGGGUCAAGGAAUAGUUGCCAAAGUAGAUAAUAACAUUUCGGAAAUAAUAUAAGAGUCGACUGCCUUAUAAUGUGCAAUUUUUUUAUUGGUUAUGUGGUUAAUUCGAUUAACGGUUAGAAUGAAAAAAUAGUGUUUGAAAAUUUUUUCCCCCACUCAGAUAAUUUUUUUUUCUAGUGAACCAUUUGAUGAAUAUUUUUUGACGUUAUAAAUUCAGUGGCUGAGGUUACGGUACGGCGAUGGUGUUUAGGCAAUAUAGUUACAAACAAAACAGCACUAUACGAUCGUAGAUUACUAUAUUUUGCACCUUUACGUGUCUCUUCGACUCCGUCGUUAAUUCUAGUUAUCGCAAUGAACUUCGUAAAGAGAAUUGAGAUUGAAUGAUGUUAAGUUUUGGACGAGUGAAAUUGGCGUUUGAGGUUAUGUUGUCAUUCAGGACAUGAAAUUUCUUCGGAUUUUCCGUGAAUCUAACUAAAAAAAGUCUCCCAAACACCAAAAAUUUGCCAAAAAACAUUACAACUCAUAUCUUAUACUCUGAACACGAGAACCGGAGACAUCAUUGCGAAUAUUGGGAUUGAAGAUGAACGAUGAAGAUAACCUAUACAAAUUUUAUUUCAAUUAACUAGUGGGGCAUAAAUGUUUAAUGACUAGAGGCUAUAUACCGAUAAAUUAUCUAAUUAACGCUAUUGAUUAUUGUUAAUAUCUAAGAAGACGGGAGGCUAGGCUUUGCAUUGACAAGAAAAAAAAAAUGUUAACUACAGGAUGAAGUAACCACAACCAACAAUAUCCCCCCCCCCUGGGUUAUUUAAUAACAUAAAAAGGUGCCAGUUUAUUUGUUAUAUUUUGUUUUAAUUAUUCGGGACAAAUGGGAAUGAUAAAAAUCAUUAUCAUUCAUGAGGCCAAAUCGUCGAGGUCAAUUAUAUCGAUGAAAAAUCAUAUUGUUAAUGUAGAAUAAUUGUAGAUCGUUCGGACCAAGAGGAAAUUUAUAAUGUUUGAGAGACAGAUUUAUUCGGGGGAACAAUCCGAGGAUAUGAGAUACUGAGUGUGUUCAGGGGCUCGGUGAAUUUAUAAUAAUUAAAAUGUCGAUUAUCAGUGAAGGGUUUUGAAAUAUUUCUAGUGAUUACGGUCCGUUCAUCAAGUAUCAUUUAUCACACUCGAAAUAAAGCAUUAACGGCAUCGUAAAAUAGGCAACUACACCCUAAAUAUCACAAUUGUAUACACGAUUUAACAGAAAUGAUAAAACAUGUGGCAGCGGAGGGACAGCUUAUUCGUUUUUAAUAAUAAAUAAUCAAUUUUAGUGAUGGGAGUAGUGUGAAAAUAAUGGAAAAUGAAAAUCAUACAGACACAUUUGAUAAUCACUGAGAGGCUAAGACUAACUCAAUUUUUAGACAGCAAUGAAACAGUUUAAUCAUUGAUUAACGAAGGGUCACUUUCAUUUCAGAUGUGAGAAUAUUCAGAACGGACCGUUUUAAUAAAUUAACGGAGAAUCCUUUGCAAAUUUCAUAGAUUAGAGAAUUUAAUUAUGAAAUUGAACAAUAAAAUGUUGAGGAGAUACUGCACUGUUCGAGGAGUGAUUUUCUAAGAAUAAGGAAGCAAACUCAUUGGUCCCUAUCAGCUCCAUCAAUGAUGCAAUUUUUAUCUGUCAGCACUCAUUUUUAAACUAUCAAAACCUUUGUUAAAUGAGACAAAAAUUAUUUUAUUUAACUCAGCCAUUCUAUCAAAAUUCAUAAUUAUCAAAAUUACUGUGAACCUGUCUACAUAAUCAUUGAAAUGAAAAAAAAAAUUUAAUUUCCCUCAACCAGUCUCGAGUACUCAGCAAUAAAAAAAUAUUCAACUUUCAAAUGGACAUCUCGAACAUGCAAAAUCUCCUCAAAAAAGUCGUGCCAAGCGAUUCGAUAAUAAUCAAAUUUUCCUUUAAUCGGAAAGCAUAGUCAAUAAAUCAAAUAUAAGGCUCAUUCGGUCGUCGACGGAACAAAGUUAAAGGUGUGAAUUGUUUAAAAAUUGAGAGACGCAAAAGAUUUCAAAGAAAGCAAAAAAUAAGACAAAUUACGAGGCUUAAAAAGCAGACUGUACUAUCAGAUAGAAUUAAUAUAUAUUAUAUAUAAAAAAAUACAUAUAUAUUAAAUGAAACAGAUGAAGAAAGAAUAGUUUAUUAUCGCAUCUAAUAUAACGAGGGGGCAGAUAAUACACCGUAAAACAACAUUAAUUUGUGAAUUAUUGUGAAAAUAACACCUAUAAUACACGGGUUCGACACCUACUGCGUACGCGUUAAUACAAUACAUUAUUAUUCUUAUCAUUCUUUAUUGCGAUUAUUAUUACUAUUAUAUAUUAUAUUUAAACAAAAGUUAUAUCGAAUAUAUUUUAGCGCUAGUUGGUAAAUUAAAAAAAAAACCUAUUAACGUCGUUGCAGUUUGAAAAGAUAAAACAAAGAAAAUUGAAAAAAAAGAAUAUAUAUAAAAAAUUAUGCGUCAGAAAAACGAAUUUUCGGGGUUUGACCUUUUAAUUUUAUAUGAAAAAUACUGUUGCGAGAGACAAAUGUGAAUUAAAAUUAAUGAGAAAAUUCUAUCAUACAUCAGUGGGAUCCAAAUAGCUUAGCUAAUCCCCAGUUCGGUGCCUUUUUAAAAUGAAAGAAAAAAAAAUGGAAAAAAAUGAAAAAAAAACAUGUGUGAAAAUUUUAAUAAAUUGUUAUUGAGCGAUUAAUACCACUCGUGCGACAGAGUGUCAAUAAAAAAAAAUGGGCGUUCUGACGCCGCUAGUGCCAAAUAAGUGAGACCUUGGGGUCUAAUGAAUUUAAAAAAAAUGGGGACAAAAUAUGGAGAGAAUAUACAUUGAGAAAAACAACAUUUUAUAGGUGAACUUUUUUAGCUAAUGAGAUGUCUUUUCUGACGCUGGGUAGCAUUAGUAUAUUUUAUAUGCACUGAUUGUUUGAUUAUAAUUAUUCGAUAAUAAAUGAAAAAAAAAGAACGGUGUUCAAUAGUUUAUAAAUAAUGACUACAAAAUGGAUGAAAAAAAAAAGAUAAAAAUUAUUGUGAAAAAGACAAAUUAUUCUGGUGUUAUUUGUAACUGAAAAUUUAACAAUUGGCAUUUUGUACUUUUCCCGUUGUGAGACAGUUGCAGUGAAAAAAUCAUUAUCCCAGAAUCACAGGCUUUGGCCGCAUUGUAGAGAUGAUUUAGAGAUUAAUGUGCCGCCAGUCGAAUGAUUAUGCCAAUGAGAUUGGAAGACUAACCCCAACAGUUUAUGAAUAACAAUGAUUAUCGAGAAUGAUAAACGACGACUAAUAGCACUGAAUGAUUAAUCAAAGGUAACUCACCACCAAAAAUAACGCAUUAGAACAAUAUUUAUGCUAUGAAAUAUGUAUUUUCACAGUUUAUUGAUGUAGAAUGUUUGUUGUAAUGUAGAAGAUGACGUUGAGCUGAAAUUAGGGUCAGACAAUGGGGUGAGGAAAUGUUUUCUCAGUGUUUAUUGAUUUUCUUGUCAUGAAAAUACAUACGCAUCCCCAGAUUCUUCUAGAACCUCUCUAGAGGAAUUAAUGGAGAUGUUAGAUUAUGUUCAGUACCUCAAAUGAAUUAAUGUUCCGGUAGUUUGGAAUUUUUUUCCACAUCCCCAGAUUUUCGAGCAUCAACUUUUCUAAGCCAAAUAUUCAUUGAGUUGAGUUUUUAGAGGUGUGAGGGUUGAUUCUCACGAUGUGAAAAUAUUUUCUCGCCCCUAGACUCGGUCAGAUAUCACAUCUCUCCCCAAUUUCAGCUUCACGACAAUCACUUUAAUUGUUCCCGAGUUGACGACGAGACAGCUCAAUGUAAAGAAACCAAUCCAAUGAAAAAAAUAUAAAAAAUACCCGCGGGAUAAUGGGGCAAAAUAACAGGCUUAGGGCCAUUAACGUAGCCCUAGAGAGCACGCAAUCCUUUCCUUAUCAUCAAAACCAAUAGAUGGUUGAGAGAUUAUCUGGAUUUUGCCCCAUUUCCCUUGGAAUCUCGUCGCAACAAGGGCCCAAUCGACAUUAUCCGUUUUUAGUCACAAUUAAGUGUGUAUUUUUCAUUUGCCUAAAAUGCUGACUGAAAUCCUCAAUCCGCCAUUUUGUGACCAACAACCCCAUCGCUACGAAGCGCACCGUUGCUCUUAGCCAAAAAUUAUGUUUAUUUAGUUCUUCAUAUGCAGUUUUUUUUUCUUCUCACUUACGAUUAAUUAGUCUAGAUUGUACAACGUUGUUGCUAUUAUCAAAGGCAUUAACCUUUAUUUUUUAUUUCAUCGUUUAGUUGUAGAUGUUGUAAACACCCACUUCACUAUCUAUUUGUUGUACGUGUCAACGUCAGUUGAUGCUGUUGUGUCGAUACUGGUAGGCAUCGACUCGAAAAAAAAAAAUUAUUCAAUAACCUCAUUGCAUGUUACGUAAACACGUUGUUGAUUUAUGAUUUUUUUUUGUUAAGUAAAAAUUUAUUAAGCUCGUACGAUUACUUGAGGACAGAAAUUAAUUCAUCGUAAUGGGUUUUGAUAAUAUAUUGUUAAGUAAGUAAUUAUUAACUAGACUGUGGCCAUGAAAUAAUACAGUACAAAUGUGAAAGAAUCAUGAUUUUUUUUAUAAUGGGCCAGUACAAAUUGAUGGAAAAAAUUGUCGACUCAAUCAUGUUCUCGAGGCUUCAGUAAAAAUAUUUUUUCCCCUCCCUGUUAGGUUUAGUCUGAAAAAUUUAUUGGGCAAUUGCUCUAUGCAGUGUUUAUUUUUUAUGUUAACUAUCAAUUGUAGUGAUUGCGGGGGGUUUCACUGGGGACACCUUAACGGAGCCUCUCGAUGAAUAAUUGAUGUUUUAAUAUCGUUUUUUUUUUCUUCUUUAUUAUGUUUUAAUUGAAUUCGUAAAUACGUCGACGUGCUAUUUUAUGUUGUUUUAUAUCGUGCACGUUUAUCAUGAUUUUAUGAUGUAUAACGUUUUAAUAAUGACGUUAUUAUAAUGAGGUUUUUUUUGAUGAGUGGAUGGCACAGAGAACAUAUAUGAAUGAAAAAAAUAAAUAUUCUAUAUAAAACGUUGUCGCGCAGUUAUUAAAGAAUGCUAUAUAUAAUUUUGAUUUUA